GUUUUUCUUUACUUUCACAUGUGUAAAUAAGCCGCCAUAAGAAAAAUCUUUGGACGCAUGCGUACAAGCAUUUACGUCUCUUAAGUGUUUGAAUGUAAUGUUUUUCUUGACAAAUCAAUAGUACGUUUAAGAAACGCUGACCAAGAUGUCUGCGCCCAUGAAAUGAGAUGUGUCAAAGAAAUUUUCAGUUGUAAAACCUAUUUUCUACUAAAUUCAGAAACAUGGUAAAAAAUUCUGACUUGUACAAGAAUAAGACCAUGCUUGCCCCAAUGGUCAGGGUUGGAACUUUACCCAUGAGGCUACUUGCUGUGAAAUACGGGGCAGACUUGGUAUAUUGUGAGGAAAUUAUUGACUUCAAAAUUCUCAAGUCAAAGAGAAUUGAGAAUGCUGCACUUGGAACAGUGGAUUUUGUUUUGAGUGAUGGAACCAUCAUUUUUAGGACAUUUCCUGAGGAAAAAGACAAACUUAUCUUUCAAAUAGGCACAGCAGAUGCCAAAAGAGCACUGAAAGCUGCUCAGAAAAUACAAGACCUGGUUGCUGGUGUUGAUGUUAAUAUGGGUUGUCCAAAAGAAUUUUCAAUAAAGGGAGGAAUGGGAGCUGCUCUACUUACUCAACCAGAAAAGGUCAAAGAGAUUCUGACCACCCUUGUUAAUGGACUAUCAGUUCCUGUCACAUGCAAGAUCCGAGUCUUUCCAAACUUGGAGGAUACACUCAAGUUAGCUAGACUAAUAGAGAGUACAGGUGUGUCGGCAAUAGGUGUCCAUGGUCGUACAAAGGAGGAGAGACCAAGACAUCCUAAUCGUAAUGACGUCAUCAAGACUAUAUCAGAAACUCUCUCUAUACCAGUCAUUGCUAAUGGUGGAUCUAAGGAGAUAAAGGUGUAUGAGGACAUUGCUGUAUUUAAGCAGGCUAGUGGCUGUUCCUCUGUUAUGAUAGCUCGGGCCGCUGAGUGGAAUCCCACAAUAUUUAGACCAGAAGGAAAACUUCCACUUCUGGAUAUUGUCAAGGAGUACAUCAAAGUGGCCAUUGACUGGGACAAUAACUGGGUGAACACCAAGUACUGUGUUCUACAGAUGAUGCAUGACAACAUGCUGGAUUACCCAGAAGGGGAACUAACUCAGGCUGCAAUGAGCAUGGAGGAAAUAAGUGAGAUCUGGGGAUUGAAAGAAUAUUUCUAA
Messenger RNA from Saccostrea cuccullata (small rock oyster), 1178 nucleotides. Its product is annotated as tRNA-dihydrouridine(20) synthase [NAD(P)+]-like. Bases 222 to 1178 code for a protein of 318 amino acids. The record is from RefSeq and is a predicted model, not a curated record. Gene Ontology annotation, cellular component: cytoplasm. The transcript is spliced from 12 exons. Gene Ontology annotation, biological process: tRNA dihydrouridine synthesis. Lineage: Eukaryota; Metazoa; Mollusca; Bivalvia; Ostreida; Ostreidae. Gene Ontology annotation, molecular function: tRNA dihydrouridine synthase activity; flavin adenine dinucleotide binding.